UGAUCCCGGGGGGGGGGGCGGCCGCCAUGCCGAGCCGCAGCUCGUUCACCAGCCUGGUGGUGGGGGUGUUCGCCGUGUACGUGGCGCACACGUGCUGGGUGAUGUACGGCAUCGUCUACACGCGGCCUUGCCCGGUGGCGGCGGCGGGCGGCGCGGCCGGGUGCGUCUGGCCCUACCUGGCGCGGAGGCCCAAGCUGCAGUUGAGCGUGUAUACAACCACACGGUCAAAUAUUGGUGCUGAGAGCAACAUAGAUCUGGUUUUGAAUGUGGAGGAUUUUGACAUUGAGUCCAAAUUUGAAAGGACAGUGAAUGUCUCUGUACCAAAGAAAACCCGAAAUAAUGGCACGUUAUAUGCAUAUAUAUUUCUUCAUCAUGCUGGCAUUUUGCCUUGGCAUGAUGGUAAGCAGGUGCAUAUAGUAAGCCCUCUGACCACGUAUAUGGUCCCUAAACCAGAAGAGAUUAAUUUGCUUACUGGAGAAUCAGCCACAAAGCAAAUUGAAGCAGAAAAACAGACCAGUGCUCUAGAUGAACCUGUCUCUCAUUGGAGGUCAAGAUUAACCUUAAACAUCAUGGUGGAAGACUUUGUGUUUGAUGGAUCAUCCCUCCCUGCUGAUGUUCACCGUUACAUGAAGAUGGUUCAGUUGGGGAAGACAGUGCAUUACCUUCCAAUAUUAUUUAUUGAUCAGCUAAGCAACAGAGUGAAAGAUUUGAUGGUUAUAAAUCGUUCAACAACAGAGCUACCUCUUACAGUGUCAUAUGACAAAAUAUCUCUUGGAAAACUCAGAUUUUGGAUCCACAUGCAGGAUGCCGUGUACUCCCUCCAACAAUUUGGGUUUUCGGAAAAGGAUGCAGAUGAAGUAAAAGGAAUUUUUGUUGAUACUAACCUGUACUUUCUGGCUUUGACGUUCUUCGUAGCAGCUUUCCAUCUUCUCUUUGAUUUCCUUGCAUUCAAAAAUGAUAUCAAUUUUUGGAAGAAAAAGAGGAGCAUGAUUGGGAUGUCUACAAAAGCAGUGCUUUGGCGGUGCUUUAGUACUGUGGUAAUAUUUCUUUUCCUUUUGGAUGAACAAACAAGUUUAUUGGUACUGAUCCCAGCAGGCAUCGGUGCAGUGAUUGAGCUCUGGAAAGUAAAGAAAGCUUUGAAAAUGACCAUCAAGUGGCAAGGCUUGAGACCCAAAAUUCAGUUUGGUACAUACAAUGACUCUGAAAAGAAAACUGAGGAGUAUGAUACCCAGGCUAUGAAAUACUUGUCAUAUUUGCUCUAUCCGCUGUGUAUUGGAGGUGCAGGUUACUCCUUGAUGAAUGUCAAAUACAAAAGCUGGUACUCCUGGUUGAUUAACAGUUUUGUCAAUGGAGUGUAUGCUUUUGGAUUCCUGUUUAUGCUGCCCCAGCUGUUUGUAAACUACAAGAUGAAAUCUGUUGCGCACUUACCGUGGAAGGCUUUCACAUACAAAGCAUUUAACACCUUUAUUGAUGAUAUAUUUGCUUUUAUCAUCACUAUGCCAACAUCUCAUAGGCUGGCGUGCUUCAGGGAUGAUGUUGUGUUCCUGGUCUAUCUUUACCAAAGAUGGCUUUAUCCUGUGGAUAAGAGCAGAGUGAAUGAGUAUGGAGAAUCUUACGAAGAAAAGCCAAAAAAAAAAGCUCAUAGAGAAUAAGUAAGAAUUGCAGAAGAUUCUGACCCCUGGACUCUUACUGGCUUUCAUGUAUUAUCUGGUCUUAAGGAAGGAAAAACUUAUUUAAUAAGAGUAUUUUUAAAGCUUAUGACAGAACUACAUGGACAAUAAAUCUUCUAUAUUGCCAAAAUCUAGUUUUGAUAUCCUCCUGUUUCAAGAUCCUCUUUUGUCCUCCCAAGGUCCACAGUCUGCCAGAUAUCAUGAAAUAAACUUCCUGCAUUUAAACUUCAGUGAAAACCUAAGUGUCCUGACCAUUGUAAUUAAUAACUAAGUACGUUUUUAAGACAACUCACUAACUGGAAGUGUGGUACCUGUGCCACUAGGCUAUGAAAAGUGAAAAAACAAGCCCAGUGUCUUGCAGCAGAAUUACACAUUAUUGCCAAACUGGAGGCUGUCAAAAAUAAAAUGUAUCGUAUUGGAUUAUAUGCUAAUUAAAAAUCAUUCUUGUUUGAUAAUGGAGAUAAAGAGAAAUCUAGAAAUUGUGAUUAAAGUUGUAAGUUGUAUGUGGGCAUUGAAGUUCAUAGCUUAAAAAAAAUGUUGGAAAUACAGGAUGAGAUAUGGGGUUGUUAAAAUUCAAAUUCUGUACCUUCUUAGCCCAUAGCAUGGCAGAGGGUUUCAGUUGUCUUAAACUGAACAAAUAUGUGAAAAAACUGUAACAUGAGUUCUUUCAAUAUAUACCCAAGAUUAUAUAAAUCCUGCAUUAAAUUCUUCACCGUGUGGUACCCUACUAGGGUGUGUGACCUACUAGGCCAAUUCUCUCAUGUUUCAAAGGGAGUAUCCUUGAUCUUUCCCCUCUCCCUCCCUGCCCCAUUCUAUUUAUAAGAUGAAACACACAUCAUUAAAGUGGAGCGAUUUUGCUCAAAUACAAUACAGGUUCAACAAACUACCUGGAUACAUAGGAAAAAAAUCAGCCUGGUGAAGAACAGGUAUCUUCUUCUCACACAAUUUAAAAUCCAUAUUCCAUGGAAACAGUUCAUUAAGGGAGGUAUUUUAAUUUGUUUCUUCCAAGUUAGUAAAAAUAAUUAGGUUGAUCCUUGCAUACAAAUCCAAACUUCACAGCUAUAUCUAGAAACUAUGGUUCUAGUUUUUUAAAUACAGAGUGCAUUCCUUCCAGCAGUAAAUAAAAUGCAAUUAAAAAGUCCAAAAGACAGAAUUCUAGUUUCCAAUUCUAGCUUUGCUUUGGUCAGUUUACAAAUAAACCCUAGUGAUUCUUCAGUUUCUUUAUUAAAUUGCAUGCUGUUUGUGCAAUGCUAUUUAACUUCAGUUUGUCAUUGAUUGAAAACACUUAACUGAAUAACCCUGAAGAACACAGAUCUACUUCUGUAGUCUGUAACUACUUCAUUAAGUAGAUUUUACCCAGUUCUGAUACUGCAGAAGUGUAAACAUAUAAAUACCUGGGUCCCAAAAAGAUACAGAAAUGUGCCCAACAUCUUUUGUCACAGGCUUUCUUUUACUCUUAAGUUCUCCUUACAAGCUACUGGCAAUGGAAAGGAGUCUUGAAGUGAAUAUUUAACUCAUUUUCAUGUUAAGGUCUCUUUACACUGUUAAUUUUAACUAAGGAGGACUAUUGAUUUUAGCAUUAAACAUAUAUAAAUAAGUCUAUGCAAAACUGGGAUUGCAUCUGCUAUAUCUUGUACCUGUUUUAGAUUUGUUUGGAAGGAGCUCUUUGCUGGUAGGCAAACUAAUUUGGGACUUCUAUUUCAUAAUAAUAGAUAAAUGUUAAGUGUGUGAAAUUUUUUCCUGAUUUAAAUAAUGCAUAUAGCACAUUCCCUUUUUGUGCCAUUUCAAAACAACCAAGUCAUUGCUGCUUCUAGAGUAACUUCUGGAAGUCCAGGAUACCAUAUUCAGGUAUUUCUAAUGUUUAAUCACUCAUUUUUGUAUGUAGCUGUUGAAAAAUCACUGUUGCACCUUUACCUACUGUGAGUUUAUUGGUCUUCUGUCUUGCAUUUCUGAUGACAAUGACCUCAUAAUAUACUUUACAGUAGUCAUAAAAAAUUAUAAAAUUAGAACGUUUUAAGUCUUUAAAAUGAGCAAGACUUUCCUGUUCAAGUCAUUGUUUUAUGCAUUCCAUUUCCAAAUAAAAGACUUGGCAUAUGGGAUAGAGAGUUACCUUUUGUUGUGGAAAGGAAAGGUGGUGAAAAACUAUGUAAGUAGUCUAAUUUUUGAGAUAUUAAAUGAAAUUAUUUAA
Molecule: messenger RNA, 3858 nt
Organism: Falco peregrinus (peregrine falcon)
Lineage: Eukaryota; Metazoa; Chordata; Aves; Falconiformes; Falconidae
Gene: CLPTM1L
Product: CLPTM1 like
Exons: 17
Coding region: 27-1652 (541 amino acids)
Cellular component (GO): membrane; endomembrane system
Source: RefSeq, a predicted model, not a curated record